This is a messenger RNA of Zygotorulaspora mrakii, 951 nucleotides long. It is a transcript of the gene ECM31, whose product is annotated as 3-methyl-2-oxobutanoate hydroxymethyltransferase. NCBI's taxonomy places the organism in Eukaryota, Fungi, Ascomycota, Saccharomycetes, Saccharomycetales, Saccharomycetaceae. The record is from RefSeq and is a predicted model, not a curated record. Gene Ontology annotation, biological process: pantothenate biosynthetic process. Gene Ontology annotation, cellular component: mitochondrion. The transcript has a single exon. Gene Ontology annotation, molecular function: magnesium ion binding; 3-methyl-2-oxobutanoate hydroxymethyltransferase activity. Bases 1 to 951 code for a protein of 316 amino acids.
AUGCUUCCAAGACUUAGAACAUGCUCGUAUGUCCUUAGGCAUUAUGCGAAACAUUUCUAUUCAUCUCAUUCCGGUGCUCCGAGAAUAAAUACAAUUCAUGAUAUAUAUGACAAGUAUACUAAAGGUAUACCAUUGACAAUGUGCACUGCUUAUGACUACAUUACUGCUAAUUGGGUUCAAAAAUCGAAUUGCGAUAUGAUACUGGUUGGAGAUUCUUUGGCAAUGACCACUCUGGGUUAUGAUUCAACAACAGAUCUUUCAUUGCAAGAGUUCAAUUACCAUGUCAAAUCUGUAUGCAGAACUAGUGGACCAGCAUUGAUUAUCGCAGAUAUGCCAUUUGGCAGUUUUGAAGCCAGUAUCGAAACCGGUAUUUCAAAUGCUAUAGAUAUGAUGAAAUUGAGUCACAAAGUCACCUCAUUGAAACUAGAAGUAGGCCUUCACUCCAGAGAUGGCUAUACGAUAAAGUUGAUAAAACAAAUCUGCUCGAGAGGCAUACCAGUAGUGGGACAUAUUGGGCUAACACCUCAAAAAAUUCAUUCGUUGGGUGGAUAUAAAGUUCAAGGGAACAAAAAAAUCCAAGAUGCAAAAGAAUUGUUGGAGACGGCGUUGAUGUUACAAGAGGCCGGAUGCUGGGCGUUGGUACUCGAAUGUGUACCUCAUAAGAUUGCGAAAUAUAUAACGUCAAAGAUGUCUAUCCCCACAAUAGGUAUAGGAGCCGGGAGUGGUACAAGUGGUCAAGUGCUUGUUGUUAGCGACAUCUUAGGUAUGAAAGAUGGUUAUGUACCCAAGUUCGUAAAGCAAUAUGCACAAUCGCAAGACCAUUCAAUCACAGCUCUAUGUAAGUUCAAUUCCGAAGUCGAAGAAAGGAGUUUUCCGAAUGACGAGGUCCAUGCCUUCAAAAUCAAAGACGAAGUAUGGAAGAGUUUUAUAGAUUCAGAAGCCAAAAGCUAA